AUCGUUUGGGUCAUUAAAACUCCACCGUAAUUAACAGCCAAUUUGUUAUUGGAGCUGUCAUUUCAAUACAUAGCUGGGUGGAACGAGGUUCGAAUGUGGUAUCUGAAACAAUAGCAAUUGAGUCCCAGUGAUGAAAGAAGAGAGCAAAAUGCUGCUCUUCAUACACAGAGUUGAUGCUACUGGUCCAGCAUCAACUGGAAAUUUUUGAGUUAUUUUCCUAGAUGAGAGCCUGCCUCGAGCCAUCUGUGGACUCCCUCCUGGCACUGGCAAAACAGGUAUUACCAUUCCUAUCUGAUAGACAAGGCAACGGGGCAUCAGAAAGUCUGUUCAUUCAAGAGUCAACUAAUGCUUAUUAAGUGCCUGCUAGGUGUAGGCACUGGAUAAGCGGCUGUGACUUUGCACAAGGUGACACAGCUGGCAAGUUACAUAGGGAGCACCCAAACCCAGCCACCUCAUCUCAAGUCCAUUCCAUUCCACGCCUGCCUCUUAGGCUGAGAUCAGUGUUAAUGCACGAGACAACAGGACUCCAGAGCCCCACAGGGAGAAGGACCACAGGGUCAAUCUCUUGACUUGCUCCUCUGCAAAGAAAAUCAGUCGUGAGGAUCAGUAUUUUUCAGACAUUCACUGUUUCCAGGAAUAAAUCAAAGGAGCCACCACUGUCCCAUUAUUUAUAGUGCUGUCCAGGGUGUGCGGCCCAGAACGGUGCUGGGGACUCACUCUCUCAAGCCAGGGAGCAAGACUGUGAAGCACACAUGAAACCCUGGGGGAGAACCUUUUGGCAAAGGAGAGACAGGAUCUCUCUAAAGUUCUGAAGGGUCUUGUUAAACAACGAGGUCCUACUGCACAGCACAGGGAACUAUAGCCAACAUCCUGUGAUAAACCACCAUGGGAAAGAAUAUGAAAAAGAAUAUGUGUGUGCGUGUGUGUGUAUGUGUGCGCGUAACUGAAUCAUAUGUGUGUGUGUAUAACUGAAUCACUUUGCUGUACAGAAAAAAUUAACACAACAUUAGAAAUCAACCAUACUUCAAUAUAAUAGAAUUUUUAAAAUAAAUAAGUAAAGUUUGGGGGCGGGUUCCGAAGCCGAACAGAGGGAUCUGAAAGGUCCUAUGCCUUGGACCAAGGGCUGAGAUCUCCAGCGUGACUCUCUUGGGCUGCUGAAGAGUCUGAGACCCAUUCCUCAAGCACCACCCUUUGGUUAUGGCAUGUGCACCAUGCCAGAGGUUUUGGAAACAAUGUCUGCCAUCCACUCUGGGUGGCCGUCCCCCACUGGCCAGCCUGCUGCACAGUUGCAUCAGAGAAGGGGCCAGUCACACACGAGGCUGCUUAUGUCAAGAAUGCCAAAAUCUUCAUAAAUGGGCCACCCUGAAUGGGCUGCAAUCAAAGGGAGGUGGGGCAACAGCCAUAGGUCACGUAACAUGACAGGCUGGCCCAGAUCAAUACAGAUGAGUCAGGAAUCAAGAGUAUAAAACUGCAGGAGCUCCAGUGCUUCUCACACAGCCAGCAUCUCCUCUCCUCACUCACCCUUCCUCGUGCUUUGGGUAAGUGUGGGUUCUACUGGCUCUCAUCUUCCCAGCUGGUCUUACCCAGGCCUGCAUGGGCUAUAUGGACCAGGGGGCAAACAGGCAAGGCCUCUCUCCCCUUGGGGACCUACAGGACCUCUGCUUUAUGACUGCAUUCACAUUUAGAGGGGCUUCAGGCAGGAAAGUGAGCAGAGCUGCUGCUGUGCAGAUGGUGCUUCUGAUCUUCUGGCCAGAAAGUAAACGCCACAAAGAUGAUCUCCUGCCACUCUGGCACCCCUGUAGGAGCACGCUCAGUGCUGAGCACAGAAGGGCAUUCUGCAGAGACUGUCCCAGGCAGCCUGCGAAUGAGCUGGAUGGACCUAGUGAACCUGUAAGGACGAGAAGCUGAAUGUAAUCUCAGAGGACAGGAAGAAUGAUUCAGAGAAUGCUGCAGAUGGGGGAGAUUUUAGGAGUCACAGGCACCCCAUGCCUGUUAUACACAAGAUAUUCUGAGAGAGAAAUGACUUGUGAGCUGCUGGGACUCAACUUUCUGCUCAUUAUGGUCCCCUUAUCCAAGGCUGGACAUAAGCAAAACUGGUAACUUCCAGUCAGAGAUGCUGGGUGAAAGGACCAUUGGGGUCCUCUGUCCUGACAGGACCAUGGGGGAGCCUGCCUUUUCUGAUAACUGACCUGAGAUCAGAGCUGAGCUCAGUGGAACAGACCAAGAGUUUGAACUAAUACUCUUUUGCAGAGAAUGGGGUGCAAAAGCCCUCUUGGUGUUCAGACAAACUUCCCUCUGUUGUGCCAGGGAUGGGUAAAAUCCCUCCCCCGCCCCCAGGUGGAGGUUUCUGGUAAUUUUCUAUUUGCCCUCAGAAUCCCUGUUGGCAACAGAGGAAAACUGAGAAGUGAAAUGCUCAAACUAUUCCAUUUUACAGGAAGUGAGGGAACAGGCAAACUGUGGGCCAUUUGCCACAAGAUCACACAGCAGAGGCCAGAGGCAGAGCUGGGAGAGAAAGAGAAAUGGGCACCACUAAGUGGGCUAUUUAAAGCUUGGUAAAGACUUUGGAUACCGACUUCAGCUACAAGGGGGGCAGACACCAGAAGUAAGAAAGGCUACAGCUCUAUUAUCUAUAAAAAGGUCACCACACCAAAAACCUAUAAAAAUGAAAAGAUAAAGCUUGGCAGGAGGAGCAAAACUCUAUUCUAAAAGCACUAAAUCUAGAAUUUCCAGCUGAGCGUGCUCUCCUGGAUUUGAUCAGAGAAGUAUCAAGCCUGGCCCAGGCAGUGCUGGUCAGAGGAUGAUGGGCGUUGCCAUGGAUGCAGCUGCCUCUGCCACUGCAUCCUCUUGCAGCUGGUCCAGUGAUGCUCUCUGCUUUCCUUCCAGGGUUCGGUUUCUUCUUAAGCAAGAUGUCAUACCAGAAAAAGCAACCCACCCCCCAGCCCCCAGUGGAUUGCGGGAAGACCUCUGGAGGCGGCGGCGGCGGCGGCGGCGGCGGCAGUGGUGGUGGCUGUGUCUUCUAUAGCGGCGGCGGCGGCGGCGGCGGCGGCUACUCUGGUGGCGGCGGUUCAGGUGGUUGCAGCGGCGGCAGUUCCGGUGGAAGCAUCAAGUACUCUGGCGGCGGCGGCGGCGGCGGCGGCGGCGGCAGCUGCUAUGGGGGCGGCGGCAGCUCCGGCUGUGGAGGCUACUCUGGCGGCGGCGGUUCGGCUGGUUGCGGCGGCGGCGGCGGCGGCGGCUCCGGUGGAAGCAUCAAGUACUCCGGCGGUGGCGGCAGCUCCGGCUGCGGAGGCUACUCUGGCGGCGGCGGUUCAGGUGGUUGCGGCGGCGGCGGCGGCGGCGGCAGCGGCGGCUCCGGUGGAAGCAUCAAGUACUCCGGCGGUGGCGGCAGCUCCGGCUGCGGAGGCUACUCUGGCGGCGGCGGCUCCUCCGGGGGCGGCUGCUAUCCUAGCGGCGGCGGCUCCUCCGGGGGUGGCUGCUAUCCUAGCGGCGGCGGCUCCUCCGGGGGCGGCUCCUCUGGCCAGCAGGUCCAGUGCCAGAGCUACGGAGGCGUCUCUAGCGGCGGCUCCGCCGGAGGCAGCUCGGGAUGCGGCGGCGGAUCCUCGGGUGGCGGCUCCGGCUGCGGCGGAGGCUCCUCUGGCGGUGGCUCCGGCUACUACUCGUCCUCGCAGCAGACCUCCCAGACCUCGUGCUUGCCCAGCCAGGGCUACGGAGGAGGGUCGUCCGGCGGCAGCUGCGGCGGCUCGUCCGGGGGCGGCGACUGCUACUUCCCCAGCUGCGGGGGCGGUGGGGGUGGCGGCGGCUCCGGCUGCGGGGGUGGCUCCUCUGGGGGCGGCGGCGGCGGCUCCGGCUGCGGCGGCGGCUCCUCCGGGGGUGGCUCCGGGGGUGGCAAGGGCGUCCCGGUCUGCCACCAGACCCAGCAGAAGCAGGCGCCUACCUGGCCGUGCAAGUAAGGCCCCCUGGACGCCACGGAGGCGAUGGAGCUGGAGGUGUUCUCCGUGGGCGCCGAUGGGCCUAGCGCUCUCAUGAUAUUGCCUUGAGGUUCUCAAUCCGCAUCUUAAUCCACCCAGAAGAAGCCACUGAGCUGUGGAGCUGCAUCUUGUUCUGCAGUUUUCCCUCCUUGGUUUCUGUACAACUACCUCCCGACUCCAGUGCCUUCUCAGUCAAUAAAUGUGCAAGUCAUGAGAA
Sus scrofa (pig) is the source of this 4182-nucleotide messenger RNA. Lineage: Eukaryota; Metazoa; Chordata; Mammalia; Artiodactyla; Suidae. The record is from RefSeq and is a predicted model, not a curated record.